Aaosphaeria arxii CBS 175.79 is the source of this 1930-nucleotide messenger RNA. RefSeq lists its product as uncharacterized. Bases 327 to 1697 code for a protein of 456 amino acids. NCBI's taxonomy places the organism in Eukaryota, Fungi, Ascomycota, Dothideomycetes, Pleosporales. The record is from RefSeq and is a predicted model, not a curated record. The transcript has a single exon.
CAUCGUGUGUCGAUCAGGUUCGUUGUCGUGUGCGUGUGAUAACCACCACAUGGCCACCCCCGCCCCCACCACCAAGCUUCCCCGAGCUCUCGGAAGUCCGCAAGCUUGCCAUUCCGAACAUCUAUCACUCACGACACUACAAAGCUCAAUCACAACUACACCUAUCUCCGCCUCGAGGGAUGUUCCCAACACAUUGAACACGAAACGAAUGCCUCGCCAAUAACCCAGUACCUCCUUUCGCAAGAACCCCAAACUCAUCCACACCUUACCUAUCUCUUCAAAACAACCAUUUAGACAAUAGAAACAACCUCACUUAACACCACACCAUGGCCCCCUCACCACCACCACCAAGCCAACCCAGCACCGACGACGCCCUCCUCGCCCGCCUAAACGCCCUCAAGAAAUCAAGCGUAUCCCUCGACACAACCCCCGCACUCUCCGGCACCACACCUUCAUCACCACCACAACCACCGUCGUCACAAACCAACGACCUCGCAGCCCGCUUUGCGCGCCUCGGAUCCGCGAGUCCCAGCGCCACACCACCGCCCUCUUCAAACAGGCGCGCAGACAUAGCAAGUGGACCGCCGACCAUAGCGCCCGGCGCAUCGAGCUACCUCGAAGGCGUCGCGGAGGGCAUUGGUAGCAGCAGUGGCGGGGACGUCGAGUUCAACGAGGAAGACGAGAAGAGUCUCGAGGAGCUUCUUGCGGAACUUGAGAUUGGGAGCGGGGGUGGUAAUGAUGAGUCUACACAGGGUGGGAGUGGGAAUGACAGGCCGAGUUGGGAUGUCGAUGAUGGGGAGGAGAGGGAUGUGAAGAGUUUGGUUAGGGAUAUCAGGUCGAUAUUACCUGAUGUUCGGAGGAUGAGGGAGGAAGGAACGCAAGAGGUGCGGGAGAGAAAGGGCAAGGUAGAAGGGAAAGGGGAGGGAUUGACGGAUUGGGAGAACGUGGAGUUUGAUGUUGGGGGGAAGGGCGUCAAGGGUGCUGGGGAGCGCAGCGAGGAUCAUGAGGAUGACGAUGAGAAUGGCGAUGGAGAUGAGCAGGAAGACGGUAAGAAGAAGUCCGAAGACGAAGAAGCAAACGACGUGAUAGCGCGCGUGAUGGCCGAACUCGCCAUCGCGAAGAAAUACGACAACCUCGACGACCCAUCUCCUCCCAGCAACGACAAUGACGAUGAGGAACCCUCCAACCCUCCCACAUCCACCAAACCACCAACAUCACAAUCUCCACCCAAAAACCAACAAGCAGAAGGAAACGACUCCUCCCCCUCCUCCUCAGGAAACACCCCCCUCACCCUCCCCUCCGCCCCAACAACAACCCUCCCCCGCGACUCCCUCACGCAGACCCAAUCCCUCGAAGACGCCCUAACCGCCCGCUUCGCCUCGCUCUCCCCAUCCCCCCACUCCAACGACCUCACCCUCCCGUCCGCGCCCUCCUUCUCCCCCGCCAAGAAGCCCCCGAAAGUCACCGCGAAGUUCACAGACGAGGAGAUCGAGUCCUGGUGCGUCAUCUGCAACGACGACGCGACGCUCAAGUGCCUCGGCUGCGACGGCGACUUGUACUGUCGGAACUGCUGGAUGGAAGGGCAUAGGAGCGAAGGCGCCGGGUAUGAGGAGAGGAGGCAUAGGGCGGUGGUUUAUAGUAAGGAUGGGGAGGGCGGCGGCGGGGAGAGGAAGCAGAGGGUUGCUGCGGCGGGUUGAGAUGUCGUUGGACUCUUUCGAUAGUGGAAAUAGCCCCGAGUCCCCGGGGGUAUAAUUUAAUGCAAUCAAUCGGAUUGACAAACCAUUCAAUUAAGUCUCUACCACGAGACCAAUGAAGAAAACGUGCUCUUGUCCGUAGAAAGACACUCGUACUGCACCAACAAAGCAUCCAUCCAUCAAUCAUUCACCGAUACCAAUCGCUAGUACCCGUGCAUCACUCGAGUCCUUUUGAU